Messenger RNA from Penicilliopsis zonata CBS 506.65, 594 nucleotides. RefSeq lists its product as hypothetical. The transcript has a single exon. The record is from RefSeq and is a predicted model, not a curated record. The coding region runs from base 1 to 594 and encodes 197 amino acids. Lineage: Eukaryota; Fungi; Ascomycota; Eurotiomycetes; Eurotiales; Aspergillaceae.
AUGUUCAAACAACUCCUGACUGUUGCCGCCCUGGCUCUGGCUGCCUCAGGCCUUCCCACUCCUUCCUGGUCGCCCAUUUCCCUCGAGGCCACUUCGACCUCGACCUCGACCACUUCCACCGUCUCCACCGCUGCCAGCGCCUCUUCUUCUUCUUCUUCUUCGUCGUCGUCGUCAGGCGUCAGCAUUGUGAACAACCUCAAUUCAACCGUGUACCUGUGGUCCGUCUCGUCGAGCAGCAGCGCCAUGCACACCCUCUCCGCCGAGGGAGGCAGCUAUUCGGAAACAUGGCAGAUCAACUCGGACGGCGGCGGCAUCUCGAUCAAGAUGGCGACCUCGAGCAGCGAGGAGAGCGUGCUGCAGUUCGAAUACACCGAGGAAGGGUCCACGCUGUACUGGGACUUGUCGUGCAUCAACCUCGACGCCGACUCGGCGUUCAUCGCCUCCGGCUUCAGCGUCAGCAUCUCCGACUCCUCCUGCUCGACGGCUUCCUGCGCCGCGGGCGAUGCCGACUGUGCAGACGCGUACCAGCAGUCCGAUGAUGUCGAUACCUAUUCCUGCUCCUCCGACGCCACCUAUACUCUUACUUUAGGAUAG